Messenger RNA from Microthlaspi erraticum, 2202 nucleotides. The record is from the annotation of a GenBank genome assembly. NCBI's taxonomy places the organism in Eukaryota, Viridiplantae, Streptophyta, Magnoliopsida, Brassicales, Brassicaceae.
AUGUUCCAUGGAUUGCCAAGUGAAGACCCCAUUGACCACCUUGAUGAGUUUGAUAGGCUUUGUGAUUUGACAAAGAUCAAUGGUGUCUCUGAAGAUGCCAUCAAGCUGAGACUCUUUCCUAUGUCUCUAGCUGACAAAGCUCACCAAUGGGAGAAGAGCUUGCCCCAUGGCACAAUCACCACUUGGGAUGAAUGCAAGAAGGCCUUUCUUGCUAAGUUUUUCUCCACCGGUCGCACAGCCAAGCUUAGAGGAGAGAUAUCCAGCUUCAUCCAGCGAAACAAUGAGACAUUCGCAGAGGCUUGGGAGAGGUUCAAAGGCUACACAAGUCAGUGCCCACACCAUGGAUUCAACAAUGAAUCACUACUCUCCACUCUUUAUAGAGGAUGCUUGCCUAGGUAUAGGGAGAUGCUAGACACAGCUAGCAAUGGGAACUUCCUCAACCAGGAUGUAGAUGAUGGCUGGCAACUUGUGGAGAACAUAGCUAACUCAAAUGGAAGCUAUGGAGAAGAGUAUGAUCGCACCAACCGGAGCUCGACCCACCACUCGAUCGAGUCAGACGAAAAGUUGAGAAAAGAUGUUAAGGCAUUGAAUGAGAAGUUGGAUAAGCUGAUCCUAGCUCAGUCCACAAUGAAGAAAGUCAACUUUGUGUCUGCUGAGGAGAUGGAACCAGUCCAAGAAGGGGAGGAUACACAAUUUGCUGAGGUGUGCUACAUGAGCAAUGGGCAAGGAGGUUACAACAAAGGAUACUAUAAUUACAAGUCCAACCCUGCCAUGUCAUACCGCAACACUGAUGUUGCUAACCCUCAGGACCAAGUAUAUCCUCAACAACAAGCAGCUCGAUCGAGUCAGGUGCCACAACAUGGGUAUGGUCAAAAGAACAAUUACCAAGGACCACAAGGCACUUUCCCUGGACAACAAAUGAAUAUCCCACCAGGCUUCCCCCACCAACCGCCCCAGCCUGCACCUUCACAAGAGAAUGAGCUCAAGGCAAUGCUAAAGCAACUACUUCAAGGGCAAGCUGAUGGGGUAGUGGACACAAGCAAGAAGCUAGCUGAAAUAAACUCUAAGAUCGAGAACCUCAACACAAGGGUUUACUCUCUGGAGAAUCAUGCUUCUUCUGUUGCUGCUGCUACAAAGCAAGGACAACUACCUGGUAAAGCUAUUCAGAACCCCAAGGAACAGUGCAAGAGAUUGUUGCUGCUGAGGCUCCUGGAGUCCAGAUUGAUCAACCAGAAGUGCAGGCACCUACUGUGGCCAUUCACACUUCACCAGUUGAGCUCGCACACAAGCUCGAUCGGCAGCUCGAUCGAGUCCAACUCUAGCUCGAUCGAGUCCGACCUCUUCUGUCCCAAAACCUUUUUGCUUGAUCCUUACCAACCGGUUGCCGCUUCCUCGUCUCGCCUACUUAGUCAAGGUCACAAGGAAGUGAUUCACAAGUUCAGAAGAGAUCUCAGUGGGAUUGGAAUUGAGUUGCCUCCUAUGGAUAGCAUGAGUGAGGCAUUUGAUCAAAUGCAAAUGGUCAAGGAUGUUCUAGCCAACAGUGAUAAAGUUUCAGAGGUCCUACAAGAGUCUACUCAUCAGUUCAACCUGCUUACUUCACCCACCUUCCUACCAAAGGUCAAGGAUCAAGGGAAAUUCACUCUCCCUUGCACACUUGGGCAUCUUGAGAUUGACAAUGCCUUAGUGGAUUCUGGAGCAAGCAUCAAUCUGAUCUCUCUCUCCAUGGCAGAGAAGCUAGGCAUUGCUGGAGCCUUGCAGCGCCCUACUACUUCAAUCAUGUUUGGAGAUGCAACUUCUAAGUCUCCUCUUGGAGUGUUCAAGAACUAUCACUUGAAAAUUGGAGAAUGCAUCAUCCAAACUGAUCUCACUGUGAUGGAAAUGGAAGAAGAGAAGGAUUUGCCUUGUUAUUGGGAACCCCUUUCCUUAGUACACCUAGAGGUUCAGACUUUUGUGCCACAAUUGACAGUACCAACUCUCAGUUCUAAGAGUCAUGGAGCUACAAAGGUUGUGAAGGAAAGGGUUGACAAAGAACCAAGAGUUGGGAAGGAUAAGGUUGAGAGAGGACCAAGGAUUGAGAAGCCACGUCUUGAGAGGGCUAGAGUUGAGAAACCACGUUCUGAUAGACCACGAGCUGAUAGACUUGUUCAAGCCCCUUGUGUGCUUGAUGAAGAAGCCUUCAAGCUUUGUUUGAUGAGCCACUAG